Lactuca virosa is the source of this 1823-nucleotide messenger RNA. NCBI's taxonomy places the organism in Eukaryota, Viridiplantae, Streptophyta, Magnoliopsida, Asterales, Asteraceae. The record is from the annotation of a GenBank genome assembly.
AACAGUUUUUUAACAAGCUACUAAAAAAUGGCUAAAAUCAUCAACUCUUACUCUGCUUUCGGGUUCAUCACUUUUCUUCAUUUUCUAACCGUGUUCACUCCUUUUGGAGUUGUUCAUGGUGUUACUCCUUCCGCCACCUUUUCAGUGUGCAGUCAAACCCCUCAUCCCGAAAUUUGCACUUCCUUGAUUGGAACUAGUAAAGAAACCCCAUUAGUGGUUCGUGAAGCGACCCUUGUGUCUACUUUGGCUCAAGCCGAGCAUGCACAUAAGCUUGUUUUGGCUAUGGACUUGAGUUCCUUUGAACCAAGGGCUAAGUCGGCUUGGGCUGACUGUUUGGAGUUAUAUGAAGACUCUGUUUAUCAACUAAACCGUUCUCUUGGUUCUACCAAUAGUCACGAUAUCCUAACGUGGCUUAGUUCUGUGUCCACCAAUCAUGAAACAUGUCAAAAUGGUUUUCUUGACUUCAACUUGUCUUCGCAUCUACAAACAUUUCAAUCUUCUUUAAGUGGCUUCUCAAAAUACCUUAGCAACUCUCUUGCAAUAAACAAAGCCAUAACUCUAUCACAUGUAAGUUUUUCUAAACAACUAAAAGGGAGAAGACUCAUGACAACAAAUGAUUUCCCAAAAUGGUUGUCAAAAAGAGAUAGAAAGCUUCUUGCAACACCAUCGGGUGGCACCUCAGCCGAUAUUGUGGUUGCCCAAGAUGGCUCUGGUAACUACAAGACCAUAUCCGAGGCCAUUUCUGCUGUGCCUAAACUUAGGAGUGGAAACUCAAGGUUUGUAAUACACGUGAAAGCUGGUGUGUACAAGGAGAAUGUAGAGAUAAAGAAGACAAUGCACAAUUUGAUGUUCAUUGGAGAUGGUAUGGGUUCUACGGUCGUUACAGGCAACAAAAAUGCGCAAGAUGGUUCCACAACUUUCCGGUCAGCAAGCUUUGCGGUUUCUGGAAGUGGGUUCAUUGCUAGAGACAUGACGUUUGAGAACACCGCCGGACCCGCAAAACACCAAGCUGUUGCUUUUCGCUCUGGGUCAGACCUAUCAGUCCUAUACGGAUGUGCUUUCAAAGGCUACCAAGACACUCUAUACGUAUACUCCGGACGACAGUUCUUCCGCAACUGCGAUGUAUACGGGACACAAGAUUUCAUAUUCGGGAACGCAGCUGCGGUUCUCCAAAGCUGCAAUAUAUACGUACGAAAGCCGAUGGGUGGUCAAACGAAUACAAUCACAGCUCAAGCUCGAACUGAUCGAAAUGAAAAUACUGGGAUCAUAAUACACAACUCGGUUGUCACAGCUGCUUCGGAUUUAAAGGGCUCAGGGGGUUCGGUCAAAACGUUUCUUGGUCGACCAUGGAAGCAGUACUCAAGAACAGUGUUCAUGAAGUGUUCUCUUGAUAGUAUAAUAAACUCCGCCGGUUGGCUGCCGUGGAGCGGUAGUUUUGCUUUGAGUACACUGUACUACGGUGAAUAUAUGAACACUGGGGGUGGUGCCGGAACUGGUGGUAGAGUAAAGUGGCCGGGAUAUCAUGUUAUCACGAGCGCAAGUGAGGCAACGCAGUUUACAGUUGGGGAUUUCUUGGAUGGUGGUUCAUGGAUUCCGGGGACUGGAAUGCCGUAUACAGCAGGGUUAUGAAGGUGUAAAAAACUACAAAUGUUUGAUAGGUUAAAGUUAAAAACUGGUUGUGUCAUUUUCAAGUUAUAGGAAAGUAGGGGAGAUAAUUGGUGCUUGAUGUUUAAGAUAAGGACUUGUAAUAAAUGCCUAAAUGGAGGGUGGAAAGUCAAUUACUUGUAGUUUGUUUGGUACUAGUUUGUAUAUUUUGAAAAUGG